Molecule: messenger RNA, 600 nt
Organism: Schistocerca americana (American grasshopper)
Lineage: Eukaryota; Metazoa; Arthropoda; Insecta; Orthoptera; Acrididae
Product: platelet glycoprotein Ib alpha chain-like
Exons: 1
Coding region: 1-600 (199 amino acids)
Source: RefSeq, a predicted model, not a curated record
AUGGAAUUCGACCGGUUGAUCCACUGGAUACAGCUGCCACUGGAGGAAGUAAAAUUACCCGACCUCUUCCUGAAUAUCACUACUACUACCGGCGGCACUUCUGAGACGAGUGCUAUCACGGAGACGACCAGAUUCAUCUGUCCCACUAUGCCUGUCUCCAUACCAGCUGAGGAACCGCAGACGACGCCACCAUCCGUACUGACCAUGAGUCCGGCGCCGGGUCCGAUGCCGGCGUUCCCGCCGCAGCCCCCGCCACCGCCGCCACCACCACAGCCGCCCCAGCCGUCGACACAGUUGCCGUUUGAAACAGAAGGGUCUCAGACGCCUACAACGCAGACGGAGAUGGAACUGGAGAUGGAGACUGCCCCACAAACUUUACAACGAAGAUACACGUGGCCACGGUAUCCGAAGCCUUCCGAACCACCAAAGCCCACAUAUCCACAAGUCGACUUCUCGCUCCCGCCGCUGACGACUAGAGCGCCAGCGGACUCCCAGCUUCCGUGGUAUCGUCCAACUAGACCGGGCCCUCCAGAUCACUUUGAGACGUUCACGUGGCCAUUUGCCUCAACAGGUUGGUCUUUUAUUUCUUUGAUCAACUAG